Molecule: messenger RNA, 1243 nt
Organism: Pseudomyrmex gracilis
Lineage: Eukaryota; Metazoa; Arthropoda; Insecta; Hymenoptera; Formicidae
Gene: vih
Product: ubiquitin-conjugating enzyme E2 C
Exons: 4
Coding region: 246-800 (184 amino acids)
Source: RefSeq, a predicted model, not a curated record
AAGUCCACAAAAUCCGCGCGACGCGCCGCCACUCCGGCGCAACAACAGCUGUUUUGUUGCUCGAUGUUUUCGAAACGAGCAGUAACGCGCGUUCAAAUUUCCGUCGCGUUGUUGUGAUCGGCGAGUCGAAGGGUUUCUUUCUUCGCUCCGCGGGGGACUUUUCCUGUUUCCAAACGUCGGUGAGAUUCUUUCGGAUUUUUUCAAGACGCGAUAAAGAUCCUGAGACGUUGUCGCACUGUCUCAGGAUGGCACAGAAUGUGAAUCCGUUCAGCUCCACGCAAAACACGCCGACCAAAGCCGCCGAGGAGAAGCAAAGCUUGCCGAAGGACAAUCACGCAGUCAGCAAACGGUUGCAAAAGGAGCUUAUGGUACUGAUGACAAAUUGUGAGCAGGGAGUAUCUGCCUUUCCAGAUGGAGAAAAUUUAUUCAGUUGGAUCGGGACUAUCAGAGGACCAAGAGAUACAGUAUACGCUGAUCUUACCUACAAGUUAACAUUGGAAUUUCCACCCAGUUAUCCAUAUAGUGCUCCUGUAGUCCGCUUUCUGACACCUUGCUUUCAUCCAAAUGUAGAUACCAAUGGGAACAUUUGUUUGGACAUACUGAAAGACAAAUGGAGCGCACUGUAUGACGUACGCACUAUUUUACUUUCGAUACAGUCCCUUCUUGGAGAACCUAACAAUGAAAGUCCACUUAAUCCUGAGGCAGCAGAGAUGUGGAAUAAUCAAACAAAAUACAAGAAACGUCUGGAAGAAUACAACAGGGAUCGAGCGCAAAACAAACAUAAUCAAGAUGAUUCAUGAUAAGCCAUAUAAUCCAUUUCGAAUCAUUUAAUGUUACUUCUAUCAUAAGAUUAUGAUUAAGUGUAAGAUUGAUCCGGAUUUUAUGCACUUUUCUCUUAAAAAUCUCGUCGAUCACUGGUAAAUGUAAUUCGGAUUUCUUUCUCUCCUAAAUGCAUUGACUACAUUCUUUGCGAAUUACGCGAAUAUUGUAUUUUUAGUAUUUAGUAUCCCGCAAAAUUUUUUGUAGGAAACUUUUGUAAGAAUCGUAAGACAAAUUCACAUAAUCACUGACUAAUCAAGGCAGUUGCGCAAGGACUAUAAUUUAUUUAUUUGCCAUGUAGAAAACGUAUAUUGUAUAUCUUUCAAUCAUAACUGCCAUCGAUCGUAUACACUUAACGUAUUUUUUUUUCUCAUUUUUACUCCAUUAUUGUACAAUUCCAGAAUAAAUAUUUUAAUGAUCAUAA